Messenger RNA from Sorghum bicolor (sorghum), 1493 nucleotides. RefSeq names its product transcription factor LAF1. The transcript is spliced from 3 exons. The record is from RefSeq and is a predicted model, not a curated record. Lineage: Eukaryota; Viridiplantae; Streptophyta; Magnoliopsida; Poales; Poaceae. Bases 170 to 1087 code for a protein of 305 amino acids.
ACUGCGCGCCCUGUUGAGGAGAGAGACCCAUAGCGCUCCAUUCUAAAGGCGUGUAGCCGAAGCCCUCCUCCCCCUCCUGUAGCUGAUCUCCUCCUGCUCUGCUCACCCGCUGCCUGCCUCCCCCCUGCUCGGCGAUCGAGCUCGCGGCGGCGCGCGGCAUUCUCCGGCAAUGGGGUGCAAGGCGUGCGACAAGCCCAAGCCCAACUACCGCAAGGGCCUGUGGUCGCCGGAGGAGGACCAGAAGCUCCGGGACUACAUCCUCCUCCACGGCCACGGCUGCUGGAGCGCGCUCCCCGCCAAAGCCGGGCUGCACCGGAACGGCAAGAGCUGCAGGCUGCGGUGGAUCAACUACCUCCGGCCGGGCCUGAAGCACGGCACGUUCUCGCCGGAGGAGGAGGAGACGGUGAUGAGCCUCCACGCCACGCUCGGCAACAAGUGGUCUAGGAUCGCACGGCACUUGCCUGGCAGGACCGACAACGAGGUCAAGAACCACUGGAACUCGUACCUCAAGAAGAGGGUGGAGGGCAAGGAGGGACGACCGAGCACGCCUGCGCCGGCGGCAGCCACCGAUUCGGGCACUGAUUCAGACGACUCGCAUUGCGUCAAGCCCGGGGACGGCGGCGCGGCGCAGGAGGCGCCGGCGGACUCCGGCUCGUCGGAGCCGCGCGAGUCGUCGUCGGCCGACUCGAGCUGCCUGACGGACCCGCCCGCCGCCUGCAGGCCCCACGCGCUCGUGGCAGCGCCCAAGGUCAUGUUCGCGGACUGGCUGGACACGGACUACUACAUGGGCUGUGGUGGUGGUGGUGGUGGUGGUGGCCCGCCUCCUGCCGUGGCAGCACCUGGUCUGGGCGCUGCUGCCGCUGCGGGCGUGGAUCGCGAUCAGCAGCAUCAGGUGAUGAGCCAGGGGUCCGUGCAGCAGGUGGAUGGGCCAUCCGGUGUCGAUGUGUCGUCCCUGCACGGGUUCGGUGACAGCGGCGCCAGCUGCUGGGAGUUCCAGGAGAACUUCGACGACGGCAUCGAUGAUCAGUUGCAGACGGCCGGCUUCUGCGACCUGCUCUCCAUGAGCGACUACUUCGGCCUCAACUAGUCAAGCUCGUUCAGUCUGGUUGGUGAAGGAUCGUCGUUGGUGAAAGGAUUUGGGUUUUUUUUAUUUAAUUUUAAACUUUGUUAGAAGUUUCGAUGAAAGGCUUGCUUGUGAUUGUAAAUUAUUGUCGUGUACGUAUAGAUAUAUAGAGGAAUUUAAAAAGUAGAUAUAAAAGUCAAGGACCUACUACUACCGUGUAAAAUGUUGUCGUGAUUGUUGCGGUUCGCUUUGGAGAGAGUACAACAGCACCGACGGAAGGAAAAGAAAGAAUUAUAGUUAUAUUAUAGGAAUAGAAAAUUCUGAGGAGUUGCACGCUUGCACCUAGCUAUUGGGCUGCACAGUUUGUGUUUUCUUAAUUCGAAUGAGACAUCAUCUUUUUGUGUAUUUAUUUUUUCUUUGUUUUCCAACU